UGAAUGUUUUUGAAAUGGCAUGUGGGCACUGAGAUAACCGAAUGUGGAAUUCCCUGAAGAAUAUUUGUUUUCUGGCUAAAGAGAAGAGGUUUUAAUUGUCUGCAGUAUCAACCAAACAUCAGAAUGAUGUCAUCGGACUUCUCGCUAAAGCAUGGAUGUCGGAGUGACCCCGAGACGGCACAACCCCGUGGACAGCAUCUGCCGCAAGCUGCAGACGAUUCAGCGUCGAGAUCAAGAGGUUAACUCGCCUUUCCAGAUUCCCAAAUUCCAGUCCAGUAGCUACGACAGCCCUCACUCGGGCCUGCGCCUCAACCUGGAGUCCAUCCUGAAGAACCGUGGCGUCCGAGCUGACAGCGACAUCGACUCAUCUUCAGACAUGCUGACCCCUACAGCCUCCCCAGCACCAGGAUCCAAUUCCCACACCCCUCACGUUCCCAUCACCCCUGCCAACGCUACUUACACCAUCACCAGCACACUGGGCACGCUAGGGGAGAGAAAACCAGCAGGCGCGACUUACAGCCGACCGUUUCGUCGCAAUUGCUCCACCCCGGCGGCCCAGACUGGGGACAAUUACUUCAAUUUUACCCCACGAUACUCUGCGCAAACACUGCGGGAGGAACCUGACACGGAUAUGAAGACUGGGAAGCUCAAUCCUCCCAGUCUGCUCUCUCUCAAUCUGAACUUUUCCUCUGACAUUUCCAACAUGGACAGUGAGCUCGCGUACCCGUCCCUUGUGGUUAAAAGACUUUCAUUGGGCGAGGGAUCUCUGUUCCCCUCCGAGCCCAAGAAGGACAGCAUGGCAGAGGUCAGUUUGAUUUGUGAGGAAGACCUCUUGGAUACCAUUUUUCAGGCCUGUGACACACAAUGCAGAGGCAAAGUUUACGUGUCACACAUCGUGGACUUCCUGAGACACACCACCUGCCGCAGCUCAGAGGACAGCGGUUUAGAGGAGCUCUGCAAUAUGCUGGACCCAGAGCACAAGGACAUCUCCAUAGACCUGGACACGUACCAUGCCAUCAUGAAGGAGUGGAUUGAUGACUGCCGCAACAAGGGGAAGGACUCUAAGAAUGAUACUCAUCAGGAGUCAUUUAAACUGCGGGACAGUAUGUUAGCAAAGAGAUGUACUCUUCUCAAUAUGACAUCAGGUAGUUUGGAAGCGUUUGGAGGGGAAGCCUCUCGAGCUGACCUAGAGACGUCUGAUCUGGUGUUCUGUGUGGCAGACCUGCAGCUUAACAACCAGAAGCUGCAGGAAGAGGUUCGUAAACUAAAACAGGCCGCGGAGAACAUGGAGGACACCAACCAGAAACUUAUAGAGGAAAAUGAAGAGCUCAAAGCUCAAGCCAAAAUGGGACAGCAGUUACUACAUAAGGAGAAAAUGCUUAAAGAGGAGGUUGAGGAGAUGAAGCUGAGCCUGACCUCUUCAGAAGAGUCUCGUGCUCAGGCCUCGGCUCAGAGGAAGCAGAUGGAGCGAGAAAACCAAAGCCUCAUAUCCAAGAUUGCUGAUCUUCAAGAGGAGAACAUGAAAAUCAUUUUGGAGGCAGAUGAGCUCCAGAAAAAGAUGAGUGAACUUUGUCACGUUAAUGCUGACCUUCAGGUGCAAGUUCAUUCAUUCGAUGCCAUUCUGGCUGAUAAGGAGUCAGUAAUUAAGGAGAAAAACAAACAGAUUGAAGAAUUAAAAGUAGCUAUUGUGGAGUAUUCCUCAGUCACAGAGCUACUAAGAGCAGACAAGAAUAAGCUGGAGAGUCAGAUGGCGAUGAUGCAACCUGAUAUGACCAUCCCUGGUCUCUCUCUCUCUGUGGCCUACAGACUCAACCAGACGAGUUCAGGUUCUCUUCAGACAGAGCUGGCACUGGCACAGAAUCCCCUUGAGGGUUUGGAGCAUCUCUCCUCGUCUGUCUGUUUUGCGUCGUCCCUGGAUGAGACUCUAGAUCGUGAAGUUCUGUUGCUUCUCCAAGGCCCGACACCUGAGCAGAUGUCUCUGGAGUUCAAAACUCUCAUCAGCAGACUGAAGAGGGAGUUAAAGGACGAUGGCUUGACCUUCAUCACAGCGCUCAGAGGCCUUUCAGAGAGCAGUGAAACUCAAGAGCCCAACACUGACCUCAAGCUGCAGGGCUUGGAGGUGCAGUUUGAGCAGAGGAGGAGCGACUGGACUCGCUGUCUGGAGCAGCUGGACCAGUACACAGACUCUCUGGAGAAGGAGCUGCUGAAAAUGGCCAGCAACAUGCGGCGGUCUCGUACAGAGAUCUUACACCUGUCAGUCAAGGUGCAAGAGCAAGAGAAUCAAAAGCUGCGGCUGCAAGAGGAACUUGAUCGUCUGAAGACUCGAAUGGACAGCAGAGAGGCCAGCAGCCAAACACCCGAUCACCUACUACAGGCAGUGGAAGAGCUGAAUGGCCCGUCUCUUGAAUGGGAUGAGGAAUACGUAUUGUCUGAAUCACCUCCCUUACAAGAGCUUGGACCUGACCAGCACAUACUCCAGGAACUAUGCUGUGAUGAAGAGGAGCUCCAGGGCCUGAAACAAGAGGAAGAGGAGAAGACUGAGACCACGAGGGACCAGAAGAUUCUGGAAAUCAUGGGAACGACUGAAGGAGAAGGUGAAGCGACGCAGGAUUCUGGAGUAGAGACUGAGGAACUACAAAGACACUCCAGUCUUUCCCAGAUGACUUUUCCAGAUGACAUCAUUGAUAGCGAAUCACAAGCAUCUUCAGUUGUGGGUGUAUCAGGAAUGCAGAGACGUUGCAUGUCUCCAAAGGAUGACAGCCUCCCAGAAUGCACUGGGCCUGAGGACGCCCACGGGCAGACUGCUCCUGUGCCUCACACCCACAGUCAAUGUGCUAAUGACCAAUCAUUGAGCUCUGAGAAUUUGCAACAACAGGUGACAUCAGCCCAAAACCUCACUGGACCUCCACCCUCCCUUAUGUCCUCUAAGAUGGUAUCUCCCUCCGAUGGUCAGUCCGAAACAGGCGACUCGAUGUUUAUGACGGAAAGGAUCCUGCAACCGGAAGCCACGAACGGCGGACUUGAGGGGGAACGCACAGCCACCGCAGCCAACAUGAGUGACUCGCAGAGUCUGAGCACGGGACAGCUGUCUGAAGUGUCGGCAAAAUCAGACAGAAGUGUCUUGUUGCCAGUAGUGGAGGAAGAGGAGGCCAUGCCAGAGGCGGCUGGGGGGAAGUCACCAGACAAAAACAAGUCCGAGAAGACCGAAACUGUGCUGCCACCUGCAUCAAACUCCACAGCUUCAGCUGACCCAUCGAAAGAUCCUUCUGACAAAGCAAAGGACUUGACCCUUAAUCCAGCAGUGAAUGGGGAUGAUCUUCCAACAGUCCCUGCUGUGCAAGACUCUAAAGUAAACCUCCUGGCACUGAAGAACAAGCUGAAGAAGGAAAUGACCCCUAGUAUGGAAGCUGCUGAGAACCAAAAACUACAAGAUGGCAGUGAGACUGCAAUUGCCACAGAAAAGGUCUCAGGCGAUGCAUCUGUUGUGUCUGAGAACGGCAGCGAUUCUGACAGGAACAGCUUGUCGCCCAAUGAGAAAGAGAUUGAGGCAGAGUUUCACCGGCUAUCUCUGGGCUUCAAAUGCGACAUGUUCACCCUGGAGAAAAGACUCCGUCUAGAAGAACGCUCGAGAGAUCUAGCCGAGGAAAAUGUCCGCAAGGAGGUGACCAGUUGUCAAGGCCUACUGCAGGCCCUCAUCCCACGGUGUGAGGAGGACAGCCAGUCCAUGGAGAUCAUCCAGCGUUUGCAGAAGAACCUGGAGGUCCUCAUCCAGUCCAUGACCAGAGUUUCUAGCCGUUCAGAGAUGCUUGGGGCCAUUCAUCAGGAGAGCAGGGUGGGGAAGGCUGUGGAGGUGAUGAUUCAGCACGUGGAGAACUUGAGGAGGAUGUACACCAAGGAGCAUACAGAGCUGUUGGAGCUUAGGGAAAAUCUCUCACCAAACGACAGAUCCUUUGGGUCCCUCGCCGAGAGAGAAGCUUUUUCAAACAAGAAGCCUUCAACCGCUCAACUUUUUAAAGUUACAACCCGACGCAUUAGUAUAGCUACCAUUCCCCGCAGCGGAGCAGGACACGGCCUUUCUGACACGAACAAAGAUAUAGCAGACACAGAGACUGACAGGCUUUCCCGUCGUUCACCAUGGAUGGCAUCAGCCAAGAGGCCGCCACUAAAGCGCUUCAUUAGUUCUGGUACUUGGGCCGACACCGACGAGCCCACUCUGAUGAAUAGGUAUGGAUGCGACACAGACUCCCUAUCAGAGGAGGAACAGAUAAAGGAACCAGAGGAGAACCGGAGGAGUAGCAUAACAGAAAUAGGCUUAAAAAUCGCCUCCAUGAUAUUGCCAGCGAAGACCCCCACUCCCAGCCCGACAGAACGAGCUCCGCCCAAUUUUACGGAGGUAAAACCUGCAACGUCCAGAGGCACCAGGGGUGUUUGGAUUUGGGUGGCUUUGUUUGUAGUGCUGGCUGUUCUCCUGGCCCUGUUGGCGAGCCUGAUGCUACAGCCUGCCGUGGAUGCAGCUCCUGUGGGUACCGGGGACUCCUGGAUGACCAUCCAGCAGCUUCUGUGGCCCUACGCAGGGCUGAGGCACAACGGGCAGCCUCCUGUAUGAUCACUGCAGUCUUGAUAAGCAUGGAGGAGACAUUUGAAAAGAAACCGAUUUUGAGCACUACCUUGCAAACUCUUUGCGACCAUUUCUUCAUGAUGAUAAAGAUAAGAGGAGAUGUCAAGAGGGAUGUGCUGGAAGGCAUGGACAGCUUGGAGCUUCGUAGAGAUGCUUUGUCGUGUCGGCUAUAUAGGCACUUUUUUAAAGAGUUUUCUUUUAUUUUUUCUAAUGCAUCAGUGUAUUUUUAUGGGCGUUUGAAGAAGUAUUGAGAUGCCAUUUUAAAAAAUAUUUUUUGUUAAGUUAUUUUAGUUUUACUGUUGUAGAUAUUUGUUUGGUUUUUUUGAAAUUAUUAAUUGUUAUAAACACUUUUAUCCUGAUGAAGCUAUUGGUUUGAAGAAAUCAUAUGCUUUUGUAUGUUUCAAAGUGAGGGGAAAACUUACAAUAAAAGAAACUGAUCUUACUGUU
Molecule: messenger RNA, 5065 nt
Organism: Misgurnus anguillicaudatus (oriental weatherfish)
Lineage: Eukaryota; Metazoa; Chordata; Actinopteri; Cypriniformes; Cobitidae
Source: RefSeq, a predicted model, not a curated record